ACUGAGUACAUGUGGAGAUAAUGAAAGAAAAAAUCUGUGUGAAUUUUAGUCAUCUGAGAAGUUGUAAAGAAGUUGUCUAAAUCAUUUUCCUAAUCCACUGACAAAUUCAAACUGUUUUGAAGAUAAGAAUAACAUAGGAAGUUUCCUCCCACCUCAGACUCUGCUGUCAAUGAUUAUAAAAGAGGCAAUCCUUUAUAAUUGCCUCGACAGGAGGAGCCAGACUCAUUUUCUUUGUAAUACGUUGCACUUGAGACUUUAAGCCAUGGGCUGCAGCAAUUCAACUCCAAUGAAAACCCAGAAAGAGAAAACAACUGUUUUUCUCUCCAAGGAAAUGACCUUCAGGAUCCCUGGUCUCAUAUUUGAUCAUGAGAGAAAAAUUCUGUUGGCCUUUGCAGAGAAACGAAAAUGUGAAAAAGAUUCCAGCAGCGUGGCUCUUGUCAUGAAAGCAGGAAACCUGACUAAAGCCGGCAACUCUUGGGCAGUUGAGUGGUCAGAUUCUAAAGAAGUCGUGAAGAAGAAAGAUCUGGGUGGACACCGCCCUAUGAACCCGUGCCCGAUCUACGCAAAGAAAAGAAACACCAUUUACCUGUUUUUCAUCGGGGUUAAAGGAACCACUUCAGAAAGCCAUCAGAUAUGUUGGGGCAUCAACGAGACUCGUCUGUACUACAUCGCAACCAAGGAUGGCGGCGAAACCUGGAGCGACCACGUUGAUCUGACUGAGACACUUCCUGAAAUAAAGAAUUGGGCAACAUUUGGUGUCGGACCGGGCCAUGGUAUUCAGAGCGAGACUGGUAAACUGAUCGUCCCUGCUUAUGCUUACCCUUCCUGUUCUAGCUGUUGUAAAAGCUGCCGUAGCUGCCUGGCUAGUUUGUUUUGUUGCUGUGAUUCCUUGUGUUGUACAAAGUGUUGUCCUCCUCCCCAUGCGCUCAUUAUUUGUGGUGACAAUGUGGAGAACUUCAAAUGUGGAAACAUGCUGGAACAAACAUCACUUGAAUGUGAAAUAGCUGAGACGUCAACUGACCAAGCCAAGAUGUUGUACUGCAACGCUCGAAGCCAGGGAGGCUUUCGGGUCGAAGCGUUCCUUGAUGAUUGUGAGGGUGUUCUAGCCCCGUCUAAGCUUGUGGAAACAAACUCAGGCUGUCAGGGGAGUGUGGUCUCCUUCCCAGCUCAACCUGAGGAAGACGGUUCAAAUCGGGGAACUCCGUGGCUGCUUUACUCCCAUCCGACGAGUAAAUGCAAAAGAGUGGACUUAGGGUUGUAUCUAAACAAAUCCCCAACAAAUCCAAGUGCAUGGAGCAAUCCUUGGAUCAUAAACGAGGGACCCAGUGGUUACUCCGACCUGACUUACAUUGAAGAUGGCUGGUUUGCAUGUCUGAUGGAGUGUGGAGAGAAAACUUAUACUGAAGAAAUAGCAUGUUCACUGUUCUCCUAUGAUGACAUCCAGAAAGGCAUCACAGGGUAAAUGUGACUUCAAAAAAAAAAUGUGUAUGAAGGGAUGUUGUACCAAACAGACAGCCUGCUCAUUUUUCACCCAUGACGAUGUCCAGCAGGCCAUUCCAAAGUAAAGGUCCAUCCUGUUAAAGUGACAUACCAUCCAUCCAUCCAUCCAUCUUCUUCCGCUUAUCCGAGGUCGGGUCGCGGGGGUAGCAGCUUCAGAAGG
Xiphophorus maculatus (southern platyfish) is the source of this 1660-nucleotide messenger RNA. Its product is annotated as sialidase-3-like. The record is from RefSeq and is a predicted model, not a curated record. Gene Ontology annotation, molecular function: exo-alpha-sialidase activity. Lineage: Eukaryota; Metazoa; Chordata; Actinopteri; Cyprinodontiformes; Poeciliidae. Bases 263 to 1462 code for a protein of 399 amino acids. The transcript is spliced from 2 exons. Gene Ontology annotation, biological process: ganglioside catabolic process; oligosaccharide catabolic process. Gene Ontology annotation, cellular component: lysosome; membrane; cytoplasm.